This is a messenger RNA of Leptinotarsa decemlineata (Colorado potato beetle), 1482 nucleotides long. RefSeq lists its product as uncharacterized. Gene Ontology annotation, molecular function: protein binding. Lineage: Eukaryota; Metazoa; Arthropoda; Insecta; Coleoptera; Chrysomelidae. Gene Ontology annotation, cellular component: plasma membrane. The record is from RefSeq and is a predicted model, not a curated record.
CAGAAUUAGUAUAUUCCCGGCUAUCAUGACCAAAUUAAGAGUAGUCGGUAUAUAUUUAAUAAUCAUAGUUUUAACGAGCAUCAAAUUCGGGUACUCUGAAGAAAAAUGCAACUCGUUCGAUAACGUUUUUGUUCAGUUAGUCGAUAAAGACGAUGUAGAAUUCAAUCAGACAGUGAACGGAUGUUUAGAAAGGAUUGAAUUUGGAGAAAGGACUGUCAAAUUUGCAUACAUCAGAAACCAGAAAGUGCCUGUCUUAGGAAAGGAUUCCGUGAGAAAUAUGGUGCAACUGCUGACUGUAUCUUUUUGGGGUUGCGAGUUAGACAUAUUGGAACCGUUUGCUUUUAGGAAUGUACCAAGACUGAAAAACGUUCAAAUAUCUUAUUGUAAUCUGAAGGAAAUACCAAAAAAUGUCUUCAAUCAUAUUCCCAGCAUAGAGCAGUUGAGAUUCCACAACAACCAAAUAGACUUCAUCGAAAAUCAAGCCUUCGCGAACUUGUCCGCCUUGAAAAAAGUGUUCGGCAGCGACAAUAACCUGGAAUAUUGGAACAGAGAAUGGUUUGAUGCCAGCCCGAAUCUGGAAGUUAUGGAUUUCCAGCAGAACAAAAUCAGAACGAUACCAAGAAAAGCUUUCGCAGCUCUUCCGAAACUGAAACAAAUUUUCUUCGACUACAACGAAAUCAGCGCUAUUCAGCCAGAUGCUUUCGAAGGAUUGACGUAUUUGGAAUACUUGGGACUGAGGAACAACAGGCUGAAGGUCCUCAAUGAAGAUAUUUUUCCAAACGACAUCAAGAUUAAGAGGUUGUUGCUCAGCGCCAACUAUCUCAAUUUCAUUUCUAACGAGGUUCUGAAGAAAAUGUUCGUGGAAGGGGUUCUCUUGUACCAUAACCCUUGGAAAUGCCCGUGUUUUGAUAGGAUAAACUACUGGCUCUAUACUACCAAAGGAACUUCAGACAAGGAUCAUACGUGCGAGGUCGAUUUUAUUCCAAUUUGUGCUUAUCCGAAUUUGUACUCCCAAUCGUGUUUGGAAUAUGUAGACGAUGAACUUACUCAAAGGUAUCUCAAUAGUUUCAGGGCUUCUUCAACUGAUAAACAUAAAUAUUGUGCAAGAUUAGACUGACACUUUAGUGACUACUGCUAGUUCCUGCUUGACAAAAAAUUGCAACAAAUUAGAUCGACAAAAGAAACUGUAACUUUUGAACUAAGCAGAGCAUUUCGCGCCGAGUGGUUGUUAACAUUAGCUUCUUCAAAAGUGAUAGUUAACGUAUCAAAAAUGAUGAAACGUGUAAAAAUCCUCUCGGCUUUGAUACGUUAUCACUCAGUUAUUAUACGUUAACUGUUUUGAUGCGUCACUUGUCAGUUUUGAUGCGUAAUUUAUCAGUUGGGAGUUUUUCAAAAUGUAACAAAAUGAAGUGGGAAUGAACUAAAUUAUACAUGAGACUGAUAACUUGUUAGUUUUACAGAAUAUAUAAAAAUAUAAAUGCA